Molecule: messenger RNA, 4309 nt
Organism: Melospiza georgiana
Lineage: Eukaryota; Metazoa; Chordata; Aves; Passeriformes; Passerellidae
Gene: EXOC6B
Product: exocyst complex component 6B
Exons: 23
Coding region: 38-2503 (821 amino acids)
Biological process (GO): Golgi to plasma membrane transport; intracellular protein transport; exocytosis
Cellular component (GO): membrane; exocyst
Source: RefSeq, a predicted model, not a curated record
GCCGGGCCGGGCGGGGCCGCGCAGGUGGAGCGGCCCCAUGGAGCGGCCGAAGAUGGCGGAGCUGGAGAGCCUGGAGACGGCGGCGGAGCACGAGCGGAUCCUGCGCGAGAUCGAGAGCACCGACACGGCCUGCAUCGGCCCCACGCUCAGGUCUGUGUACGAUGGGGAGGAGCACGGGCGCUUCAUGGAGAAGCUGGAGGCGCGGAUCCGCAACCACGACCGCGAGAUCGAGAAGAUGUGCAACUUCCACUACCAGGGCUUUGUGGACUCCAUCACCGAGCUGCUCAAGGUCCGGGGAGAGGCCCAGAAACUCAAGAACCAAGUGACAGACACCAACCGGAAGCUGCAGAAUGAAGGGAAAGAACUGAUCCUGGCCAUGCAGGAGCUGAGGCAGUGCCGGCUGCAGCAGAGGAACAUCUCAGCCACGGUGGAUAAACUCACCCUGUGUCUCCCCGUGCUGGAGAUGUACAGCAAGCUGCGGGAGCAGAUGAAAUCCAAGAGGCACUACCCGGCCCUGAAGACCCUGGAGCACCUGGAGCACACAUUCCUGCCCCAGGUGAGCCACUACCGCUUCUGCAAGGUGAUGGUGGACAACAUCCCGCGGCUGCGCGAGGAGAUCAAGGAGCUCUCCAUGUCCGACCUCAAGGACUUCCUGGAGAGCAUCCGCAAGCACUCGGACAAGAUCGGAGAGACCGCCAUGAAACAGGCACAGCAGCAGAGGAACCUGGACAACAUCGUGUCCCAGCAGCCCAGGAUUGGCGGGGGGAAGAAAUCCAAGAAGGAAUUCAGCGCCAGCUCCGAGCUGGAGGUGAAGAACACCAGCCCCAUGUCGGAGCAGGAUUCGGGGAUCCUGGAUGUGGAGGAUGAGGAUGAGGAGGAAGAGGUGCCUGGAGCCCAGGAUUUGGUGGAUUUCUCCCCGGUCUAUCGAUGCCUCCACAUCUACUCUGUCCUGGGAGCCCGGGAGACCUUUGAGAGCUACUACAGGAAGCAGAGGAGAAAACAAGCGCGGCUGGUGCUGCAGCCUCCCUCCAACAUGCACGAAACUUUAGAUGGCUACAGGAAGUAUUUCAAUCAAAUUGUAGGGUUUUUUGUGGUGGAGGAUCACAUCCUGCACACCACGCAGGGCCUGGUCAACCGGGCCUACAUUGAUGAGCUGUGGGAGAUGGCCCUGUCCAAAACCAUCGCGGCCCUCAGGACCCACUCCUCCUACUGCUCUGACCCCAGCCUGGUGUUGGACCUGAAGAACCUCAUUGUGCUCUUUGCUGACACGCUCCAGGGCUAUGGCUUCCCCGUGAACCAGCUCUUUGACAUGCUGCUGGAGAUCCAGGACCAGUACAGCGAGACCCUGCUGAAGAAAUGGGCCGGGGUCUUCAGAAAUAUCCUUGACUCAGAUAACUACAGCCCCAUCCCGGUGUCAAAUGAAGAAGUUUAUAGGAAAAUCGUUGGGCAGUUCCCAUUCCAGGAUGCUGAACUUGAAAAGCAACCCUUCCCAAAGAAGUUUCCCUUCUCGGAGUUUGUGCCCAAGGUUUACGGCCAGAUCAAGGAGUUCAUCUAUGCCUGCCUCAAGUUCUCCGAGGACCUGCACCUCAGCUCCACAGAAGUUGAUGACAUGAUCAGAAAAUCCACAAAUCUGCUGCUGACCCGGACCCUGAGCAACUGUUUACAGAAUGUCAUCAAGAGGAAAAACGUUGGACUGACAGAGCUGGUGCAGAUCAUCAUCAACACCACCCACCUGGAGAAAUCCUGCAAGUUCCUGGAGGAGUUCAUCACCAACAUCACCAACGUGCUGCCCGAGACCGUGCACACCACCAAGCUCUACGGGACCACCACCUUCAAGGACGCUCGACACGCUGCUGAGGAGGAGAUCUACACCAACCUGAACCAGAAGAUCGACCAGUUCCUGCAGCUGGCCGACUACGACUGGAUGGCCCCGGAGCCAGGCAGCCGGGCCAGCGAGUACCUGGUGGAUCUGAUCGGCUUCCUGCGCAGCACCUUCGCCGUGUUCACCCACCUCCCGGGGCAGGUGGAUGUCCACUCCACCAUGUCGGGGAAGGUGGCCCAGACAGCCUGCAUGUCGGCCUGCAAGCACCUCUCGACGUCGCUGCUGCAGCUGCUGCUGGAGGCCGAGGUGAGGCAGCUGACGCUGGGGGCCCUGCACCAGUUCAACCUGGACGUGGAGGAGUGCGAACAGUUUGCCAGAUCCGGCCCAGUGCCUGGGUUCCAAGGGGACACGCUGCAGUUGGCCUUCAUCGACUUGAGACAACUCCUGGAUCUGUUCAUCCAGUGGGAUUGGUCGACAUAUCUGGCCGACUACGGACAGCCCACGUGCAAGUACCUUCGUGUGAACCCCACCACAGCCCUCAUCCUGCUGGAAAAGAUGCGGGACACCAGCAGGAAAAACAACGUUUUCGCCCAAUUCCGGAAAAACGAGCGGGACAAGCAGAAGUUGAUCGACACCGUGGCCAAGCAGCUGCGCGGCCUCAUCAACAGCCACCACUCCUGAGGGGCUCGGGAUCUCCUUCCCGCGGCCUGGACUUCGGGAAUCUCGUUGGGAGAGAAGAUUUGUAUUUUUUUAUUCGCCUGGAAAGUCUCCGCGGAGCCUCCCCCCCGACGGCAAAACGCUCCCGGUGGAACAAUCCUGGGAAAAAGAGGUGGUGGCAGGAGUCUCCUGGAUAAACUCCUAUUUUCAGGGGUUUAGGAAGUGAUGGGAAUUCUUGGAGCCUGGGAGAAGUUCGCACCCGGACUGGGUUCUUGUUUUUUGUUUUUGUCAAAGCCAAAUUGAAGGGAUCAUCCUGCCUUCCUUUUGUUAAUUUAUUCCCUUGGAAAAAUGAGAAAUCUGGGAAGAGCCAUGGGUUCUCUGGGCAGAGGGAAGAGGGUCACCCUCAGUGUGUCCUGUGGUUUGGAUUUAGGUAGGAAAAAGGGAUUUCCUAGGGGUUUUUUCUCCUCUUUUCCCCCUCCACGGGCUGAUUUCCACGUUAGCCUGCAAAUCCCUGGAAUCGUGACCCUUUCCAGCAUGUCCAUAACCAUCCCUGAGCUCCACUCUGGGACCUGCCAGGGGCUGUGGGAUCAUGGAGAAGGGUUUGGAGCAGCCUCCUCCAUCAGAUUUGGGAAGGCACAGCUGAAGGAUAAUCUGGGAAUGUGUCCUGUGGCAGUACUGUGGGGCUGGGAUGCUGCUGGACACAUCCAUGGAUAGGGAACGGGAAGGGAUGGAUGCUCACAGGGAUGAAGGGAAGGCACAGUGGGAUCUCCCAGUGUCCAGGAGGGGUUUUUCCCUCUCUUUUCCAUGCUGGUGUCCCAUCCUCCCUCUCCUGCUGAUGGCUCCAUGGGGAGAGCUUCCCUGGGAAGUUUUGGAGCUGGACCAGUGGGAAUCUCCUGGAGCACUGGGAGAUUCCCCAUGGAGCAGCGCUGCUCCAAAGUGCCUGUGGAUAAAAUUCCCCCUGUCCUGAAGGUCCCCAUAAAUCUGCUCAAGCCAGGUGGCCACCAACAGGAUUUAAUCCCAGGGUUCCACUUCCAGAGGGGGAUUUUUGCCCUUCUCACCUUCCUCUAAUUCCUCACGUUAUCCAGCCACAUUCCCAAACCCUCAAAGGGAAUUCCAAUCUCCCUGGUGGUUGUUGCAGCCCUGAGCUGCUGCUCCUGUGCCCAUUCCCAACCCUCUGGAUGCACCAAUCCAGAGGUUUUUCCUUCCCACCUUGCUCCUCAGCAAUAUUUUGGGGUUGGUUUUCACUUGGAGAAGGUUCCUUUGGCUCCAUCCCAAAAUUAAAUGGGAACACAGUCAGGAAUGACCCCCUGGAGCUCCUGGGCUGUCCCAGCCAUCUCCAGCUACAGGGACCAAGGGAUUGUUUUCAUUAAUAAGAGGGAAAAUUUGUAAUUCCUUGGAUUUGGAGAGGGAUCGGAGGUUCCUUGUGAGCUCCUCCUGGAGGGAUAUGGAGGAGGAAUGAUGGGAGAAGCAGCAGGUGAAGGAAAGUUGGAGUCAGCGUGGCCAGAAAGGGAUCAGCUUUGGAGACACCUCUGGAAAUGACCCAGAGGGACAAGGGAUGGGAAUUCCGGGAGUGGGAUGGAGAGGAAGCAGAAAUCCCGGGACACAGGGAAGGGAUUUUGUGCUGCCAUCCCAAAAUUCCAUUUUCCCCUCCUGUAUUGCACUCCACAAGGUAUUCCCACAAAAAAAAAACCCAGCAAAGCCUCAUUUCCAGACAGCUCCAGGCAGCUCUCACCCUUCCCAAAUCCACGCUGGAUCCCCUUCCCAUCUCCCUGAUUCCAGGAACAGCAACCUGGCAUGGGUUUCCUCGCUCCUUCAGGGUUUUUUUUUUUG